AUGGCGGCGGCGAAGAAUGCGAGCACGUUGGUGACAGACGUGAGGAUGACGCUGACUCCCAUGCGCUUCAGUCCCUCGCCGAGCUGUGCCUGCAAGCAGACGAUCCACCACACUGCAGCCGUCAACGACCACCGCCCCAUACACUGCGCCUGCCUCUACGACAUCUUCGUCAUGUUGCAGCUGACAGCUGUUCUCAUGUUUGUCGUGCUGCUCGGUGCUGCCACCUGGGGCAUCACGCAGGUGGAGGACGGGCUGGACGUGACGGACCUGGUGCCGCGGCAUACGACGGAGUUCCGCUUCCUCGAGGCGCGGCAGAAGUACUUCGACUUCUACUACAUGUUUGCCGUCACUCAGGGUAACUUCGACUACCCGAAGCACCAGAAGCUGCUGCACGACUACCACGACGCGUUCACGCGCAUCGGCAACAUCAUCAAGAACGACGACGGCGGCCUCCCCGAAUUCUGGCUCCCCCUGCUACGCGAUUGGCUCAUCAGUAAGUGCAGCUAG
Molecule: messenger RNA, 507 nt
Organism: Priapulus caudatus
Lineage: Eukaryota; Metazoa; Priapulida; Priapulimorpha; Priapulimorphida; Priapulidae
Product: protein patched-like
Exons: 3
Coding region: 1-507 (168 amino acids)
Biological process (GO): smoothened signaling pathway
Cellular component (GO): plasma membrane
Molecular function (GO): hedgehog family protein binding; hedgehog receptor activity; smoothened binding
Source: RefSeq, a predicted model, not a curated record